GGAGGGAGAGAUUACGUGAUAAAGCAAGCAAAAGGCUCAUCUGGGGUGUGGACUUAAAAAGAGGGCAGGGUAAAAGUGGGCGGACGGGUAGCUGCUCCACUUUGUGCUUUUAGACUCCGAGUCUGAAUUUUGUAACCUUGAGAGAAGGAGGAUUUUGGCUUCAGCAGACACACAGGCAUCAAACACAGCACGCUCAAGAUGUUGGUUCUCCUCGGUGCCAUCUUUGUUGUUCACAUCGCAGCCAUCAUCCUACUCCUGGUGGCGACCAUUGACAAUGCCUGGUGGAUGACUGACACCAUGUGGACUGAUAUAUGGGCCCGGUGGAUAUUAAACAACAAAGUCUGGAACUACACUAGCCUUCCCACUCACAUCUACACCUACCCAGAAGAUUAUCUCCAGGCUGUGCAGGCCAGCUCAGUACUGGCUUGUAUAUUCUCCAUUUUGGGCAUCUUCGUGUUUGUGGCUCAACUAUUCACCCUCCAGAAAGGGCAGAGGUUCACCAUUUCUGGCAUCUUUCAGUUUCUUGCCUGCCUGUGCAUCAUGAUCGCAGCCUCCAUCUACACAGACCGCUUCCACAAAGAUGAAAAGAACGGUUGGUAUGGGCACAGCUACAUCCUGGCAUGGAUCGCCUUCGUGCUCACAUUGAUCUCUUCCAUCACUUACUUUGUGCUACGUAAGAAGACAGCAUGAGCACACUAGACCUUCCUCCUGCCAGCCCAUAAUGUUUGGCUGGAUGUACUCUUUCAGCUAAAAUCUGGCUUUAAUUAGUGACUGUGGGAGGUUCCCGUGUUUGUGUUCAUCUGCCUGUUUUUGCCAGUGAACAUUUGUCAUAUUCGUUGAAGAAAAUUCAGAUUUUAGAUGUAAGUGUGUAUUCAGCUGUAAAAUUAAAAUUAGAACUACUUGCUGACCAUCUCAAAUGCUUUGAUGGUGUUUGUUCGAGUCUGCUGACAGUUGUGGUUUCAAACUUUGGGGGUGUGUUUAUUUCUGGAGUGAAGGACAGACUCAUACAAUCACAGUUGUAUUUGAGCAAAAUACUAUUUAAUACCCAGAGUUACAAUUGGGUUGGAAUUCUUGAAGGCCUCUAAAUAUUAAGAAUAUUUUUGUUUGUCACAACCCAACAUGGCCUUAAAGAGGAAUUCUGGUAUUUUUCAAACUGAACUCUAUUUUAUGUGUUUGUGGGUUAAACUGUUCACUCAGGA
Messenger RNA from Thalassophryne amazonica, 1199 nucleotides. RefSeq names its product epithelial membrane protein 2-like. Bases 199 to 690 code for a protein of 163 amino acids. Gene Ontology annotation, cellular component: plasma membrane. The record is from RefSeq and is a predicted model, not a curated record. Lineage: Eukaryota; Metazoa; Chordata; Actinopteri; Batrachoidiformes; Batrachoididae. The transcript is spliced from 5 exons.